AUGAGUACAGUAGGUGAACUAUGUGAACUAAGAUGGAAUAUUAAAUCCUUUAACUUUUGUGCCUCCUGCGGGGCCAGACUUCCUGCAGAAGAAGAGGGCAUGAAGAUCACUCCAACUUCUUCAAUUAAAGGGCUAAGCCAGGAAGACCAGGAUCACCUGCCAAGGUCUCCUGCAAAGAAAAAGGCAGAAAUAUUGCCAGACAAAGGAAACGCUUCUUCUGCAAAUAAACGGAGCUGGUCACCUUCAGUAUCACCUACUAAAUCACCAAAGGCAAAAGCAAAGCCCAGCUACCGAACGCCCAGGAAGGACAGGAGUGCCACCGUGAGACCUCUCCCAGAGGGUGAGAUCCUAACAGACUUGAACAACGAGCAAUGGAAGCUUGGGAAACUUCUGAGCGAGGGUGACUAUGGACUGAUGUAUGAAGCAAUGUGUGCAUCUGAAGCUUGCCGUUCCCAGCGGAGAUACUCCCUCAAACUUGAUUGCAAAGAUGGACGGCUCUUCAAUGAACAGAACUUCAUGCAGCGAGCUGCUAAGAAAGCCACAGUGGAGAAGUGGAAGAAACAGCAUUCAGUACCAUUGCUGGGGAUCCCUAAUUGCGUUGGUUUUGGCCUCCACAAUAGUAACUACAGGUUCCUGGUCUUCUCUUAUCUGGGCCGCUCCCUUCAGUCCAUCCUGGAUGACUGUGAAAACAAGAUGACGGAGAAAGCAGCCUUGCAGCUUGCAAUUAGACUGGUGGAUGUUCUGGAGUUCCUCCAUGAGAAUGAGUAUACCCAUGGGAACAUCACUGCUCAGCACAUAUAUGUGAAUCCAGCUGACCUUGCUGCGAUCACCCUGGCAGAUUACUGCUUUGCUUUCCGGUACAGCCCUGGGGGGAAGCAUGUAUCUGAAUGCCAAGGCAGCAGGACACCCCACGAGGGCACCAUAGAGUUCAUCAGCAUUGAUAGCCACAAAGGAGCCGCUCCAUCUCGUCGUAGUGAUCUUGAGUCUCUGGGUUACUGUCUAGUGAAGUGGCUGUGCAGAUGUCUUCCCUGGUCUGAGGACCUUGACUGUCCCUGUGUGGUCAUGCAGAAGAAGGAAAGUUACAAAGCAGAUGUUAUCAAGUCUCCAAGGCUCUCCUUUGACUGGAAAUCAAAUUCAGAAGCCCUGAAGAGCUACCUGCUACAAGUGAUGUCCCUGGAAUAUGAAGAGAAGCCAGACUAUGAAGAGCUACGCACUGUCCUGAGGAGGCCUCUUGAGCUGAUGAGAACAUCUGCCUAUGACUCAGUGGAUCUCAAGGUGGCACCCUAGAUCUGAGAAACAGAGAGAUGGUGGUGAAGAGAGUCAACCCCACUGGAAUAUCCCGGAACAGCUGGGAACAAGGAAUUUUCCUUAUUUUUUCACACCUAACUUUUAGAUUGGGGAGGGAAGUGGAAUUUCUUGCAGCUGUUUGUUAGGCCUUUGUUGUGACCUUUUAUAGAAUCAAUCCUAUCCUGCUGCACAGCACUGAAUUCUGGUUACCGUAAAUCCUAUAUACCUAUUUUAUAGACAACUGCUUGAGCAGUAUUUUAAAAAGGUAACCCCCAAGUUGUUUUUUUUUUGUGUUUUACCUUGUAAAUAGUGAUGGCUACUUUGUUUUUGUUUUGUUUGUUUUGAAGGGGGGGGGAGGAACUGCAAUCUUACAUUCAUUGUCUUAAUUGUGUUUUAAUUUUAUUUGAUUCUAAUCUGCCUUGGAGACCUUUUAUCAGGUAGAAGGUAUUGUAAAGUCUAUUAAGAAUGUGAAAUAAAGAUAUAUAUAUAUUCUGUU
This is a messenger RNA of Zootoca vivipara (common lizard), 1783 nucleotides long. The record is from RefSeq and is a predicted model, not a curated record. NCBI's taxonomy places the organism in Eukaryota, Metazoa, Chordata, Lepidosauria, Squamata, Lacertidae.